This is a messenger RNA of Schizophyllum commune H4-8, 1353 nucleotides long. RefSeq lists its product as uncharacterized. The transcript is spliced from 7 exons. Bases 70 to 1155 code for a protein of 361 amino acids. Gene Ontology annotation, biological process: proteasome-mediated ubiquitin-dependent protein catabolic process. NCBI's taxonomy places the organism in Eukaryota, Fungi, Basidiomycota, Agaricomycetes, Agaricales, Schizophyllaceae. The record is from RefSeq and is a predicted model, not a curated record. Gene Ontology annotation, cellular component: GID complex.
GCAACGGGAUCUAAUCACUGUCAGCUUGCUCCAGACCAUUACCACGACGGCGGCGCGCGUCUGCUCACCAUGACUGUCCGCCCCCCUUCCCUCAGCGUCACAGAUCUGAAGAAGAUCAAGAACACGGUCAUCGGAAACCCCUCUGCAAAGGUUGAGCUCGCACAAGACGAGGACUUCAUCCGGACCCUAGUGCAGUGUUUAAACCACCCUCCACCAUCUUCAGACCCACAGAGCUCGCAGGAUGAUAUACGUAUCGAGGUCGCGCACAUCAUCGCUUCCCUCUCGUAUGGCUCAGACCGAGCUUUGGCUACUCUGUUACACGCGAACGCCUUGGGUUCCCUUCUCCUCGCCAUCUCCAACUUUCGUCCGAACGAACCCUCAAGACUCCGCGCCGCCUUCGCACGCGCACUACGUGCGCUCGGCGUCGCUAUCGCUGAUAUUGUCGGUCCCGCGCUGUGGGGACUUCGCCCAGACGACGACUCGGAGAUCAAAGACCGUGCGAAGGAUGCACUUAGCAUGCUCUUCCAGGAAACCACCCUCGACAUAUACGCCCCCCUGCUCGCUCAUCCGGCGACCGCGACGAGCGUCGCGUACUUGAUCGGCAUGUCGGUGCGCAGCGAGGCGCAUAGGAAGGCGGUUGUGGACUGGCUACCGCCGGCGGAGCGCGCGCAGGCAAACAAGAGUCGGCGGGGGUGGGAGAAGAGCACGGUGGCUACGGCAGCGUCAGCGGGAGUUGCAAGUAUCAAGGCGGCAGGUGGAUGGGUGGUCCAGAUGGUCGCGGGACUGCUGAAGGGGACACGAGAUUGCAAGUUGCAAGAGGCGGCGCUCCUAUGCUUAGCUGCGCUGGCGAGGGACAACGCGCCUGUAGCUGCUGCGCUUUCGAGAGGGGAUAGGGAAUGUCAGUCGUGUCCAUGUGUGGUCGACAUUCUCUCAUCCCUCCUUCAGCGACGUUAUCCACGGUCUUUCACCUCACAAGAUCCAAGUUCAGCGAUGUCGAGAUUGCAGCGUCGCUAUGCGCAUCCUUCAUCAUCCGUGCAAGUCGAGCCUCAACCCAUGCCCAUGCCCAUGGGCCCGCGACACAUUACGGACACAUACCUGCGUCCACUGCCAACGAUCAUGCCAUUCGCACGGUUUUCAACGUCGUCGAGCGCUUGAUGGCGCUCUCGCCGACAGACUCUGCACCCAUCAUAACGAAGGCGUGCUACGUCCUCUACUACCUUGUCACGGACGACAACGACCUAUGCCGCAUGGCUCACGAGCGAGGGCUUCUCACCCAAGCCUUCAACCUCUUCGAAGCCACGCAAGCAUUGUCCACCGCCCCACCGGGGUGCCCGCCCUCCGAACUCGAGGCCG